GCCUCUCUCUUCGCCAAUAACAUUGGAAGUUACCGUUUUAUGGGGCUGGCUGGGACUGGAGCAGCUUCAGGGAUCACCACUGGGGCUUUUGAAUGGAAUGUAAGCCCUGUUUUUGUGGUUGUGCUGGACUGGGUGUUUGUUCCCAUUUACAUCAAGGCUGGGGAAAUGACAAUGCCAGAGUACCUGCGGAAGAGGUUUGGAGGCAAGCGGAUCUAGAUUUACCUUUCUGUUCUGUCCCUGCUGCUCUAUAUAUUUUCUAAGAUCUCGGCAUCCAUCUUUGCUGGAGCCAUACUCAUCAAUCUGGCUUUGGGCCUGGAUAUAUACCUGGCCAUCUUUCUCUUAUUAGCAAUUACUGGGCUUUAAACAAUCACAGGGGGCCUGGCAGCUGUGAUCUACACGGACACCUUACAGACAGCAAUUAUGCUGGUGGGGUCUUUUAUCCUGACUGGGUUUGCUUUCAAUGAAGUGGGAGGGUAUGAAGCCUUCAUGGAAAAGUAUAUGAAAGCCAUUCCAACCUUAAUUUCUGAUGGAAACACCACCAUCAAGGAAGAAUGCUAUACUCCAAGAGAAGACUCCUUCCACAUCUUCCGAGAUCCCCUGAAGGGAGACCUCCCAUGGCCUGGGCUCAUCUUUGGGCUGGCCAUCCUCACCUUGUGGUACUGGUGCACAGAUCAGGUGAUUGUGCAGCGCUGCCUCUCAGUCAAGAACAUGUCUCACGUGAAGGCCGGCUGUACCCUCUGUGGGUACAUGAAGCUGCUGCCCAUGUUCCUCAUGGUGAUGCCAGGGAUGAUCAGCCGCAUUCUCUACACAGAAAAAAUUGCCUGUGUCCUUUCAGAAUGUAAAAAAUAUUGUGGCACCCCAGUUGGCUGCACCAACAUCGCUUCCCCAACCGUGGUAGUGGAGCUCAUGCCUGAUGGAUUGCGAGGCCUGAUGCUGUCAGUUAUGAUAGCUUCUCUCAUGAGCUCCCUAAAUUCCAUCUUCAACAGUGCCAGCACCCUCUUCACCAUGGACAUCUACACGAAGAUCCGGAAGCAAGCAUCUGAGAAAGAGCUCAUGAUUGCAGGAAGUGUGUGCCUGACUGUUGAUAUGUCUCUUCAGGGGGCUAAAGCACUCUCCUCUGGUCAGGUGGAACAAACCCUGGGAUGUGAAAUCAUGCUGCUGAACAAGAUAGAGAGACCCCCUAGAAGCCUGAUUAAACAGUCCCAGCCCUUCCUGUACCAUGAUGUCCUGGCUUCAGAUGGUCUAGAGCUACCAUUUCUCUCAGCUUUAUUCCUUUGCCUCUGCCCAUCUCUUGGAAUGUUAGAAUUCCCACCUGUUUUGUGGGUUCAGCACUCAUUAAUUCAGGGUUUUCUUUCACAGGGAGCCUUUUGGGGACUCAUCCUAGGAUUUCUGAUUGGAAUUUCCCGUAUGAUUACUGAGUUUGCCUAUGGAACUGGGAGCUGCAUGGAGCCCAGCAACUGUCCCACCAUUAUCUGUGGGGUCCACUACUUGUAUUUUGCCAUUAUCCUCUUUGUCAUUUCUGUCAUCACCAUUGUGGUCAUCUCCCUGUUCACCAAGCCCAUUCCAGAUGUGCAUCUUUAUCGUCUCUGUUGGAGUCUGCACAACAGAGAGGAACGUAUUGACUUGGAUGCAGAAGAGGAGAACCUCCAAGAAACACCGAAGGAUACCAUUGAAAUAGGUGAUUUAUGA
Ictidomys tridecemlineatus (thirteen-lined ground squirrel) is the source of this 1689-nucleotide messenger RNA. The record is from RefSeq and is a predicted model, not a curated record. NCBI's taxonomy places the organism in Eukaryota, Metazoa, Chordata, Mammalia, Rodentia, Sciuridae.